GAGCCGCUCAGCUCCAAGGCCUCCCCUUCCUGGAAGCCUUCCCCACCUCCUGGGACCUGGUGAGGGGCCGCCUUGGUUUUCCCACAGACCCCAUACUGAGGCCCAGCGAGGCACUGGUGGUCCACAGGGAUGCACUGUGGGACCCCCUUCUGUAAACAGAGGUUGACCUACCAUUCAGGGCCCAAGUCCCCGGGACCCUGAGGGCCCGCUGCCUCCGGAGACGGCCCCCCAGGGCUGCACGUGGGGGAUAAGCCCGGCUAUUUUCAUCAUUUCCUUCCUCCCACUCAAGUAGCGGCCACCACCGACUGCCUCGCAGAGAGCUGCCACCUCAGCCUCAAGCAGGACAGUUCAGGCCACAGAAAGGGGUGCCGGCUGCAGGCCUCACAAGGAGGCUCAGCUAGGCCUGGGUUGGGCACACUUCACUUCCUGCCGUCUUCACUACCCCAUUUCACAGAGGAGAAGGCUGAGGCCUGAGAAGGGAGCCAGCCUGCCAAUGCCUGCCUGGGGGGCCCUGUUGCUGCUCUGGGCUGCCGCAGAGGCCACCAAGGAGUGCCCUGCAGAGUGCACCUGCCAGGCCCUGGAAACCAUGGGGCUGUGGGUAGACUGCCGGGGGCGGGGACUCACGGCCCUGCCCGCCCUGCCGGCCCACACCCGCCACCUCCUGCUGGCCAAUAACAGCCUUAGCUCCGUGCCCCCUGGCGCCUUCGACCACCUGCCCCAGCUGCAGGUCCUCAACGUGACGCAGAACCCCUGGCACUGCGACUGCAGCCUCACCUACCUGCGUCUCUGGCUGGAGGACCGCACGCCCGAGGCCUUGCUGCACGUCCGCUGCGCCAGCCCCGAGCUCGCCACCGCCCGCCCGCUGGGCCAGCUGACAGGCUUCGAGCUGGGCAGCUGUGGCUGGCGGCUCCGGGCGUCCUGGACCUACCCGGGGCUCUGGUGGGAUGUGCUGCUGGUUGUCGUGGCCACGCUGGGCCUGGCUCUCCUGGCUGGCCUGCUGUGCACUGCUACAGAGAUCCUCGACUGAGCCCCUCCCCAGACCCCGCCAGGCCUGGGCACAGCCCGAGCCACCAGUAACUCAAAAUAAACUGGCUGCUCAACCAUUUUAUCCAA
Messenger RNA from Callorhinus ursinus (northern fur seal), 1113 nucleotides. RefSeq names its product glycoprotein IX platelet (gene GP9). The record is from RefSeq and is a predicted model, not a curated record. Lineage: Eukaryota; Metazoa; Chordata; Mammalia; Carnivora; Otariidae. Gene Ontology annotation, molecular function: protein binding.